Molecule: messenger RNA, 1425 nt
Organism: Trichophyton benhamiae CBS 112371
Lineage: Eukaryota; Fungi; Ascomycota; Eurotiomycetes; Onygenales; Arthrodermataceae
Exons: 1
Coding region: 1-1425 (474 amino acids)
Biological process (GO): UDP-alpha-D-glucose metabolic process; glycogen metabolic process
Cellular component (GO): cytoplasm
Molecular function (GO): UTP:glucose-1-phosphate uridylyltransferase activity
Source: RefSeq, a predicted model, not a curated record
AUGCGCAACGCCCUCAACGCCCUUAGCGACACCGUCAAGGAUCCCGCCGAAAAGAAGCGGUUCGAGGCCGAGAUGGACAACUUCUUCUCGCUCUUCCGCAGAUACCUGAACGACAAGGCCAAGGGCAACGUCCUCUCCUGGGACCGCAUUGCUCCUCCACAGCCCAACCAGGUGGUCGAGUACGACGACCUGGGCGAGUCCGCCUCGGUCGAGUAUCUCAAGAAGCUCGCAGUCGUCAAGCUCAAUGGCGGCCUGGGUACCUCCAUGGGAUGCGUGGGACCAAAGUCCGUCAUCGAGGUCCGCGAGGGCAUGUCCUUCCUCGACCUCUCCGUCAGACAGAUCGAGUACCUCAACCGCACCUACAACGUCAGCGUGCCCCUGGUGCUCAUGAACUCCUUCAACACCGACGAUGACACCCAGUCCAUCAUCAAAAAGUACGAGGGCCACAACAUCGACAUCAUCACCUUCAACCAGUCCAGAUAUCCCCGUAUCCUCAGGGACUCCCUUCUUCCAGCGCCCAAGAGCUACAACUCCGCCAUCAGUGACUGGUACCCCCCGGGCCACGGAGACGUCUUCGAGUCUCUCAUGAACUCGGGCACCCUCGACAAGCUGCUCGACCGCGGUGUCGAGAUCAUCUUCCUCUCCAACGCCGACAACUUGGGUGCUGUCGUCGACAUGCGCAUCCUCGAGCACAUGGUCAAGAACGACGCCGAGUACAUCAUGGAACUCACCAACAAGACCAAGGCCGACGUCAAGGGUGGUACCAUCAUCGACUACGAGGGUAAAGCCCGCCUGCUUGAAAUCGCCCAGGUGCCCAAGGAGCACGUCAACGAGUUCAAGUCCAUCAAGAAGUUCAAGUACUUCAACACCAACAACAUCUGGAUGAACCUCCGCGCCGUCAAGCGUGUCGUCGAAGAGGGCGGCCUCCAGAUGGAGAUCAUCCCCAAUGGCAAGACCAUCCCCGCCGACAAGAAGGGCGAGGCAGACAUCUCCAUCAUCCAGCUCGAGACUGCCGUCGGUGCUGCCAUCCGCCACUUCAAGAACGCUCACGGAGUCAACGUGCCCCGUCGCCGCUUCUUGCCCGUCAAGACCUGCUCCGACCUCAUGCUCGUCAAGUCUGACCUCUACACCCUCAAGCACGGCCAGCUCGUCAUCGACCCCAACCGCUUCGGUGACGCCCCCCUGAUCAAGCUCGGAACAGACUUCAAGAAGGUCUCCGACUUCAUGAACCACAUCCCCAGCAUCCCUCGUAUCCUCGAGCUCGACCACCUCACCAUCUCCGGUGCCGUCAACCUCGGCCGUGGUGUCACCCUCAAGGGAACCGUCAUCAUCGUGGCCACCGAGGGCAGCACCAUUGACAUCCCCCCAGGCUCCAUCCUUGAGAACGUCGUCGUCCAGGGCAGUCUUCGCAUCCUCGAGCAUUAG